AUGGCGCCCUCAAGAGCCGCCUCGCGCAUCGCCGCCUCCGCAGCCCUCAGCACGCGCCGCUGCGCCGCUGCUGCAGCAUCUGCCCACACUCCACUGACGCGUUCCUACACCCAACUGCUAUUUUCGCACAAGGCCCCGACGCCACGGCCAGCUGCUGCCCGCGCCGCAGCCUUCGCACCAGGCCCUGCUGCAGCGCGCCGCUGCAUGUCGAGCAGCGCCGCGCCCGAGCCGCCGGAUUACCUGUCUGAGGGCGAGCUGCAUGUCUUCAAUAAGAUUAAGGACAAUCUAGACCCUGUGCGCUUGGAGGUCCAGGACAUUAGCGGUGGUUGCGGUUCCAUGUACGCGCUCGAUAUCGAAAGCCCCAAGUUCAAGGGCAUGACGGUCAUCAAACAACACAAACUGGUCAACGAGAUCCUGAAAGACGAGAUCAAGGGCUGGCACGGCGUACAGUUGAGGACCAAGGCCGCCGCAUAG
This is a messenger RNA of Lasiodiplodia theobromae, 474 nucleotides long. RefSeq names its product BolA protein. Bases 1 to 474 code for a protein of 157 amino acids. The record is from RefSeq and is a predicted model, not a curated record. Lineage: Eukaryota; Fungi; Ascomycota; Dothideomycetes; Botryosphaeriales; Botryosphaeriaceae. The transcript is spliced from 2 exons.